GGUUUGUGCCAGUGCCACCAGUGGCGCAAAUGUAGUUGUCAACAUGGCGCUCAUCGAGAUUUUUUGAUGUUGUAAUUUGUUCGAUGAAGUUCAGCUGUGUGUAUUGUUACAAGUUUUAAUAAGAGAUAAUCAUUUAAACUGGUGACAAGCGGACAAAAAUAAGUGUAUGAAACUACUUCAUUUGUGCACAUUGAACGCGAAAAUCGUGUGACUAAGUCAUGUUAUCACCUAUAUCAUCCUUUUGAAGUUAGUGUAAUGUUAAAACAUGGUCCAUUGGAGUAGCAUUAGGCUUUGCCAAAGACAGAAAGCAAAUACACUAAAAACUGGAACAUAACAAGGAAAUGUUGAUAAGUGCUUCAAACAUGUGGAUGACUGAAUCAAUUUGAACUACUUUUUCUGGUCAUGUAAUCAAUUAAUCAUCAAUACUUGGAAGAUACAAAUUCAGUCAGGUUUCAUAAGGACAUCCACUGGCAGAAUGGGUAGUGCCUUGAGCAGCUUUUUUCAGUCAGGCAGUAAUCUGCUUCCUGGCAAUCACCGUGGCAUGUCUGAACAUUCAAAACAAAUAGUUCGGACUGUUUUUCAUGCACUUAGAGCCAAUCCCAGAGUUACUGUGCAGAGAUUAGAAGGACUCCUCUGUCAGAUUCCAAAGGGUGAGAAUAUUCUGUUGGCGCACAACGAAGAGGGAUACAAUUUGCUUCAAAAGUGUGUAGGGCUUAACAAUGUAGAUAUGGUGCGAUGGAUUUUAACCAGAAACAUAGAUAUAAAUCGCGGAGCUUGUUCUCUACCUCUUCAUAUAGCUUGCCUCAAAGGAUAUGAGGACAUUGUUGAAUUGCUUUUAAAGCACGGAGGACGCAUCGAUGUCGAAGCUCGAAUGUGCUGGCCUGGACCUCAUAAUCAAAACUGCGAAGAAAGAUUUAAAAAUUCUGUUCCAGAUGAAUCUUUGGCAGACCGGUCUAGCGACAAACUGCAGAGUGCUAUUUAUUACGGAAUUGAUGGCGAUCAGGUUGAAAUUCUUGAGCUAUUGACUCAACAAGGUGACGAUCAUUGGCUACCUUGGCAGCAAAAACGACCUCUACUACAUAUUGCCUGCGAACGUGGUGCUUGGAGUUGCGUCAAAUAUUUGGUUGCAGAACGACCGGAAGAAAUCAACCAAUGUUAUGAUGAAUACUACCCGUUGCAUCAGGCCGCCUUGCACGAUACGCGCUUCGUUGAGUUGCUAGUUGCUUGCGGGGCCCAAACGACUGUGCGAACAGCCACUCAGCAAAUGACGGUGCUGCAUGUCCUCUUCUUGCUGGGCAAGAAGUCGGCAGAAGAUACACUUCAAACAGCCAAACUGUUACUUGACCAUGGUCUAAGAGAGCUUAUUAAUGAAGCCGAUUCACUUGGCAAUACCCCACUGCAUGCCCUGAUAGUUCGAUACGCUUUGGAAGAGGCAAAGUAUGGUUAUGGUUACGGAUUUUCCGGUGGCUACGGAGAUCACCGUCAAGAGGAGCCCCAACCAUGGAAUAAGUGGGAUAUGCUACACAUAGUCAGAUAUUUAAUUCAUCAGGGAGCGGGACCUAGCAUCAAUCAGUCGGGAAACUCUGCUCUGGCUUGCGUUUUGAGACAUGUUCGUGAUUGGGAAUUUCGUUACGAACUUCUUGAUAUGCUGUUACAACAUGGUGGAAAUCCGAACGUGGUUGGGCGCGAUGGAUCUGUACCCUUAAUGGUCUGUUUAGUCCCACUGAUUAACAAGGACCCGCUUCAUCAUUUUACACAUACGAUGAAGGUUUUUUACCUAAAUUGUGUUCGACUUCUUUGUAAGCACGGUGCUCACACUAAUUGCUCGUCAAGAUCUAAUUUGACGCCGCUUCAUGUCCUGGUUUUUACUGCCUCAGAAAAUAUCGCUUUGAAUCGAGAGGAAGAAAAAGCCCAGGCAUUUGCGUUUAUACGCCAAUUAUUGGUAAUUUUACUGCAGCAUGGACUUGACCCCAACGUGAGAUUCUCUCAACGCACACAACAUAUUCUACUUUCGCUAAUGGAUAUGGUGAUGAACGCCCGUUCUCCGGCUGAUCUGGAUCACGUUUACGCUCUCACUUUAACGCUUCUUCAAUAUCGGGCUGAUCCUAAUGUGCACAUUGCUACAACAGAACCUAUGAUCUGCCAUUCGCAGUCGUCCGUUUUUCUCAAGAAGUCGUCUCACCAAGUUCUCUAUUAUUACGUUCAGGUUAUUUUACGUCGAGAAGAAUUGCUUCUAGAUCCGGAUCAGCGUUAUUCUCGCAUUAUCAUACUUUAUUAUAUGGCGAUGGAACAUCGGCCGCUGUACGCUUGCCUCAAACUUCUUUAUACGCAGGCUGGUCUAGUCCCCAUGCGGUCGGCUCUGUGCCGUCUUAUUCGUCAGCUUUACUCUCAUCCACGAACUCUGAAGCAGAUGUGCCGCGUAACCAUCUAUAACGCCACCGGGCGGUGUUCCGCACUCAGCGUCAACAAAUUGCCCCUUCCAGGACCCCUCAAAGAAUACCUUCUCAGUUUCGAUCCGUAAAUUUAGUUGACCAUCAAACUUUUAAUGGCACGAAGUGGUUCAGAGAAAUUUUUCGUUCGCGUUCAGAACAACUGUGUGCAAUUGUAUACGUGUAUGUUUGUGCGUGUAAAUUGAAUGCUAUUAUCUUUUACUUAACAAGAACUCACUUAUACAGAAAUUGAUAUGAUUAUGAUAUUGUAUGACAGUUUCCCGACGGAAUUUGAUAAGUUCUAUAAGUAAGUCUAUAUAUUAUAAUUAAGGUUUUUUUUUUGCUAUUUUUGUUUUUUGGUUUACUUUUUGUUGUAGGCAGGCUCGACAAUUGCCGCUGUUACUCAAUAGAUGUCUUCAAAUAUU
Molecule: messenger RNA, 2854 nt
Organism: Daphnia pulex (common water flea)
Lineage: Eukaryota; Metazoa; Arthropoda; Branchiopoda; Diplostraca; Daphniidae
Product: ankyrin-2-like
Exons: 11
Coding region: 476-2521 (681 amino acids)
Biological process (GO): intracellular signal transduction
Molecular function (GO): protein binding
Source: RefSeq, a predicted model, not a curated record